UCAUUCCCACAUGCAUAAUGUAUGCUUCAGUCUUCUCUCUCAUUUCAUCAACAAUGGUGAUUUCAAUGUUGCAUGGUAGCUGAUUGAUUAUCUAUCGUUUGAAUCUAUUCAAGUUCAAACCUUACUAUAUCAUUCAGUAAAAAUGGAUGGUGGCAAACGACGUCGUUGGCCGUCGUGGAAGACCCUCAAACGGCGGGUCGGCUGGAACCGAAUCAACCUUCUCUCAUUUUGCGGGUCAUCAAAAUGGGUUCUGGAUACCGAUGCCGGAGAACAACCGUUCUUAUUCUCCGGCGAUCAAUCGCCGUCAGCGUGGGACACAACAACUCCGGGAUCUCUCAUUGGUGGUGGCGCCACCAUGAACCUUGCAACUGCAUUGGCUGCUGAACGCCGAAAAGUACACGUGGAGUCCACUGAUUGGAUGAUAGUUAAGGUGGCGCAUGACGGCGAUGAUGUCGGAGGGGGGAUUGGUACGCUGUGUUGCUUGUGCACGGAGAGAAAUAAGGGUGCGGCGUUGAUCCCCUGUGGGCAUACCUAUUGUAGGGCGUGUUCUAGAGGGAUGUGGUCGAAGCGGAAGGCGUGUCCUCUUUGUAACCGUUCGAUUACGGAUGUUCUUGAGAUUUUGUGAAUUUGUGCUGUAGGUGAUAAUUGUUGGAAGAAUAUGUGCGUGUAAAAAUUACAGAUUGAAUAUCUGGAGGGGGUUGUUCAGAACAUUCGCUUUGGUUUUUAAUAAUAUGCCCC
This is a messenger RNA of Helianthus annuus (common sunflower), 738 nucleotides long. RefSeq lists its product as uncharacterized. The record is from RefSeq and is a predicted model, not a curated record. The transcript has a single exon. NCBI's taxonomy places the organism in Eukaryota, Viridiplantae, Streptophyta, Magnoliopsida, Asterales, Asteraceae. The coding region runs from base 143 to 625 and encodes 160 amino acids.